Molecule: messenger RNA, 595 nt
Organism: Ooceraea biroi (clonal raider ant)
Lineage: Eukaryota; Metazoa; Arthropoda; Insecta; Hymenoptera; Formicidae
Source: RefSeq, a predicted model, not a curated record
CUCAUUAUUCAAAUUUAAGUUUUAAAAGACCAUUAUGAUGCCAUCUGGCAGUUCAACAGCACAUUAUCAGCGUUUAGCCUCACCAGUCCGUCGACAGAUGGCACGUAAGAUACAAAGAAAUUUCGCAGCGUUUCCUCGUGAAGGGCGCGCGUUCCCGUCGCAUCGGCGAGGUAGAAAACUGGAGCGCUGCAAUGGUCCCAACUCAUCGUCGUUGCAAACAGCUUCCGUUAUAGAACAUAGAGCGCAAGUAGAGGAGGGGGCAGGGGGGCGUAUCGCGGAGUGGCUUGUUCGUCAGGUGACGGAGUACUUUUUCGAGGCAAACCGUGAUAUGCCGUCCCGUCUUUCCCGCGGCUGGGUUCGAUAUGGCCAGCAGCAAAGUUGCGCGGUGACUCGGACCCAGUCAGGUUGUCCAACGUACAGUUGUUGAAUUGACUGCGCGCGGAAUAAGAAGGGGAAGGAUUAAGGAAACAGUUGGGCAGAUUUGAAAAAUGCAACUAAAAGCCGGCAUAACUUGGCGGGUGGAUCAUGCAGCAAAGGAGUUAUGUCAUUAAAAAUACGAUGAUACUGAGGCUGAAUAAAAGCAAUCAAAAACAAA